AUGGCGGCGCGGGGCGGCUCGCUGGUGGCAGCUGUGCUGGCCCAUUCGGGCCGUCUCGACAAGGAGGACCUGGGCACUCGCAUCGGGCGGCUGUCCCGCCGCGUGGAGGACCUGAAGGGAGAAGUCUGCAACAUGAUUAACAAGAAGUACAACGAGUUCCUGCCCAGCAUGCAGAGCGCCGAGGAGCUGGUGUCGCAGGUGGAAGGGCUGACCAUCAGCAUCGACCUGCUGAAAGCAGGCAUCGAGAACGAGGUUCAACGAGAUCUCAGCAUUGCUGUGGCUGAAUUUACUGAGCUGAAGCAGCAGCUGGAGAGAGACACCUUGGUGCUGAGUGUCCUGAAGAAGCUGCAGGAGUUUGAUACAGCUAUUAAAGAGUACAACACUGCCUUGCUGGAAAAGAAGUAUGUGGAGGCAGCUCAGCAGCUGGAGAAGGCACGGAGCAGCCUGAGAACGCUGGAAUCCCGCAGGGGCUUUGAGCUGAAGAUCCUGAAAGCCCUCAGCACAGAGCUGACAGUGCAGACACAGAACAUGCUCUACCAUCUGGGAGAAGAGUGGCAGAAGCUGGCUGUGUGGAAGCUUCCUCCUUCAAAAGAGAGCAGCAGCCUGGAGUCAGUGAUGCAUUCAGAGCUGCACCUCCACACGGUGCCACCCAGAGAGGAGGAGGUUGCUGGCCCACCUGUUGCUUCUGUGCUGCAGGCAUUUGCUGUCCUGGGGGAGCUGCAGGCCAAGCUGAAAAUAUUUGGUCAGCUGCUGCUGAAGUACAUCCUGAAGCCUCUGGUCUCAUACCCCUCUCUGCAGCCACUCACAGAGGAGCAGUCAGAUGUCUUCAUCCUACAUUUCAAGUCCAAGGGGCCUGGCUUGGAUCAUUGCUCCCCUGUGGAGGUUUUUGAGAAGAUCAAACUUGUCUUUGAAGUGCUCCACAAGUACCUGCUGAAUGUGCCCCUGGAGCAGCCUGUGGAGCAGGCAGAGGAGGGCAGGCUCACGCUGGCAGAGCUGCUGGGGGACUUGAUCUGGGAGGAGCUGUCAGACUGCCUCAUUCAGAACUGCCUGGUGAAUUCCAUCCCAACCAACAGCAGCAAACUGGAGCAGUACAUAGAGGUGAUUAAAUCCACAGAGGACUUUGAGAAGGCCUUGAAGGACAUGAAGUUUUUGAAGGGAGACAUGACAGACCUCCUGAAAUACGCCAGGAAUGUCAACUCCCACUUUGCCAACAAGAAAUGCCAGGAUGUCAUCGUGGCAGCCAGAAACCUGAUGACCUCAGAGAUCCACAACACUGUAAAGAUCACACCUGAUUCCUGCCUACCCUUACCAAAACUUCCUGAUCCAAAGGCAGGAGAUCACUUCAGCACCCAGAAAGCUUCUGAGGCUCUUCCUGCUGGGGUGGUGAGCUUGGAGACCGAGCCCAGGCUGAGCCAGCACACCUUUGCCCUGCCCACGUGCCGCAUCAGCGCCUCGGUGGAGAAGCUGAUGGAGCUGGCUUACCAGACCCUGCUGGAGGCUACAGCCAGCACAGAGCAGUGCUGUGUGCAGCUCUUCUACUCUGUGAGGAACAUAUUCCAGCUCUUCUAUGAUGUGGUGCCAACAUACCACAGGGAGAACCUCCAGAAGUUCCCCCAGCUGGCAGCCAUCCACCACAACAACUGCAUGUACAUCGCUCACCACCUGCUCACCCUGGGCCACCAGUUCCGCUACCGCCUCACCAACAUCCUCUCUGAUGGAGCAGCCACCUUUGUGGACCUGGUGCCUGGCUUCAGGAGGCUUGGCAUGGAGUGUUUCCUGGCCCAGAUGAGAGUGCAGAAAGGAGAAAUCCUGGAGAGGCUCUCAAGUGCCAGGAAUUUUUCCAACAUGGAUGAUGAGGAAAAUUACUGUGCAGCCAACAAAGCAAUAAGGCAGGUCCUGCAUCAGCUGAAGAGGCUGGGGAAGGUCUGGCAGGAUGUGCUGCCAGUGAAUGUGUACUGCAAGGCCAUGGGGACUCUCCUCAACACAGCUCUCUCUGAGGUUGUCACCAGGAUUGCUGCCCUGGAGGACAUCUCUGCAGAAGAUGCAGACAGGUUGUACUCCCUCUGCAGAACCAUGGUGGAGGAAGGGCCUCAGGUUUUCACCCCACUGCCUGAAGAGGAGAGAAAUAAGAAGUACCAGGAGGAGGUUCCAGUCUAUGUGCAGAAGUGGAUGACCUUCAAGCAGCUGAUGAUCAUCUUGCAAGCCAACCUCCAGGAGAUAGUAGAUCAGUGGGCAGAUGGCAAGGGGCCUCUGGCAGCCGAGUUCUCAGCAGCUGAAGUCAAGAGCCUGAUCCGAGCCUUGUUCCAGAACACAGAGAGGAGAGCAGCAGCUCUGGCCAGGAUCAAGUAG
Indicator indicator is the source of this 2349-nucleotide messenger RNA. RefSeq names its product zw10 kinetochore protein (gene ZW10). Gene Ontology annotation, cellular component: chromosome, centromeric region; nucleus; RZZ complex. Lineage: Eukaryota; Metazoa; Chordata; Aves; Piciformes; Indicatoridae. The record is from RefSeq and is a predicted model, not a curated record. The transcript has 16 exons. The coding region runs from base 1 to 2349 and encodes 782 amino acids. Gene Ontology annotation, biological process: mitotic cell cycle; mitotic spindle assembly checkpoint signaling; endoplasmic reticulum to Golgi vesicle-mediated transport.